This is a messenger RNA of Phasianus colchicus (ring-necked pheasant), 1210 nucleotides long. The record is from RefSeq and is a predicted model, not a curated record. NCBI's taxonomy places the organism in Eukaryota, Metazoa, Chordata, Aves, Galliformes, Phasianidae.
AAAGUGUGACUGUGGGAAGUGCAAAUGUGAUGAAGGCUGGUAUGGUGAAGCUUGUCAGUAUCCAACUACUUGCAAUCUUACACGGAAGAAAAGCAAUGAAAUGUGUAAGAAUUCUCAAGAUAUCAUCUGCUCUGGUGCAGGUACUUGUCAGUGUGGCAGGUGUAAAUGUGUAAACUCAGGAGGAAGUGGACUGGUCUACGGUAAAUUUUGUGAAUGUGACGACAGGGAAUGCAUAGAUGAUGAAACCGAAGAGAUUUGUACAGGCCAUGGGCAGUGUUACUGUGGAAACUGUUACUGUGAGGCUGGUUGGCAUGGAGAUAAAUGUGAAUUCCAGUGUGACAUCACCCCUUGGGAGAUCAAGAAAAGAUGCACAUCUCCAGAUGGCAAAAUCUGCAGUAAUAGAGGUCACGGACAGUGUAAUUGCGGGAAGUGUGACUGUAAAGAAGGAUGGACAGGGAAGAAGUGUGAACAUCCACGGUCUUGUCCAUUGUCAGCUGAGGAAAGUGCGAAGAAAUGCAAAGGAAAUUCUAAUUUACCUUGCUCUGGAAGAGGAAAAUGUGAAUGUGGCCAAUGCACUUGUUUCCCUCCAGGAGACAACAGAGUCUAUGGAAAAAACUGUGAAUGUGAUGAUCGGCAGUGUGAAAGUGUGGAUGGCAAUGUCUGUGGGGGCCACGGCAUCUGUUCAUGCGGCCGAUGUGUUUGCCAGGAAGGGUGGUUUGGAAAGUUGUGCCAGUAUUCAAGGAAGUGCAACAUGACAGAAGAGGAGAGCAGAAGUCUCUGCGAGUCUGCGGAUGGUGUGUUAUGCUCAGGAAAGGGUUCCUGCCACUGUGGAAAGUGCAUCUGUUCACCACAGGAAUGGUACAUUUCAGGUGAUUUCUGUGAAUGUGAUGACAGAGACUGCGACAAACACGAUGGUCUCAUUUGCACAGGUAAUGGUGUUUGUAACUGUGGAAACUGUGAGUGCUGGGAAGGAUGGAAUGGAAACGCUUGUGAAAUCUGGCUGGGAACAGAAUACCCUUAACAAAGGACACCAGAGACUGAGGGUUCUUUUAGUUUGAUUUUUCUUUAGGCUGCUAGAACAUUUAAUUUUGGAAGUACUCAGAGUGUGGGUGUGGGUGUGCAGAGUUGUAAAUACUCUGGAACUGCCAUGUGAAUGCCUGCUCCUUAGAGAAAUGAAUAGCAAAACAAAGCAAAACAAAAACAACAACAA